CCUUUUUGAGGGUUCAAUAAUAUUAAUGGACAGAAUUGUGAAGUUGGCUUCAAUGAAGGCUGUGGUGAUAUUCACGAAUAGCUCGUGUUGCAUGUGCCAUGCAAUCAAGAGGUUGUUCUACGAGCAAGGGGUGAGCCCGAUGAUCCACGAGCUUGACGAAGACACGAGAGGUAGGGAAAUGGAGUGGGCGUUGUCACGAAUUGGUUGUUGCCCGGCAGUGCCAGCUGUCUUCAUUGGUGGAAGGCUCGUAGGUUCUGCCAAUACCGUCAUGACUCUUCACCUUAAUGGGUCGCUAAAGAAGAUGCUUAAAGAGGCUGGUGCCAUGUGGCUCUAGAUAUAUAGUUGAUUAGUUAGACGGCAUAGCUAUAAGUUAAUAGAGUACUCUACCAAUAAGCGGUCUUGUGACUUGAUGUGUGCUCGACUCGAUGAGUCAAAUUAGCACCUGAUUUUGCUAACUAUGUCUAUCUAGAGUUUUUUUUUUCUGGUUUCGGCUGUUUUGAUUAGCAUUGAAGGCUUCGGAUCGAUAAAUUUUAUAUGCAUGAAAAUGUUCCUAGAGA
Molecule: messenger RNA, 557 nt
Organism: Impatiens glandulifera
Lineage: Eukaryota; Viridiplantae; Streptophyta; Magnoliopsida; Ericales; Balsaminaceae
Product: monothiol glutaredoxin-S10-like
Exons: 1
Coding region: 26-334 (102 amino acids)
Source: RefSeq, a predicted model, not a curated record